CACAAGCAGCUUGAUCUAACAGGGCAUUGGGAAUUGAUUUCAAUGCGCAUAAUCUUACUCUAUGCGUGGAUCAAUCUCAUUUUAGCAAUUGGACGGGCAUUGUAGUUGGUUUUACUGGUCAGUGGGAUAUCUGAAAGAUGAGACCUCUGUGGACUGUGAAGGCUCCGUCAGUGUGGGCAGGCUUUGUCCUCUUCGUCUGCAUUAUCCUCCAUGGUUGUAAAGGCGAUGUUCGAUAUUCCAUUCCGGAGGAAAUGCAACGCGGCUCCGUAGUCGGGAAGAUUACACAAGAUUUGGGAAUUGACACAAAAUCGCUUUCUGCUCGUAAACCGAGACUGGAUUUCGAAGGUAGCAAACGCUAUUGCGAGUUUAACUCGUGGACUGGAGAGCUGACUGUGAACGAAAGAAUGGACCGAGAGGUGAUGUGUGGCCAGAGACCGUCAUGUGCGGUGCAUUUUGAUUUAUUUCUCGAAAACCCAUUAGAAUUCCAUCGGAUAACACUGGACACACAGGAUAUCAAUGACAACUCCCCAAAGUUCCGGAACGAUGUGAUUAAUUUGGAGAUACAGGAGUCGGUCGGCAAAGGAGCACGGUUUUCUAUAGACGAGGCACAUGACGCAGACACUGGGGUGAAUUCUGUGCAGGGCUACACUCUCUCGAACAAUGAACAUUUCUCACUCGCUGUUCAUAGCAGCACAGAUCGAGGCAAGUACAGUGAAAUUGUUCUUGAGAAUGAGCUAGAUCGAGAAAAACAGGACCACCUUUCUUUAACUCUAUCCGCUUAUGAUGGAGGAUCUCCCAAGAGGAGUGGUUCUGUGAUUAUAAAUGUAAAAGUGCUCGAUGCGAAUGACAACGUCCCUGUGUUUACGCAGCCUGUGUAUGAGGUGAGUCUUUUUGAAAACUCCCCUUUAGGUACCAUUGUCUUUCAAGUUAGCGCCAGCGAUGCAGACGAAGGAGCAAACGGAGAAGUAACUUAUGAAUUUAGCUAUAUUUCAAUCAAUGCUGAAAAUCUAUUCAGCAUAGACCCGACAACAGGGGUUAUUACAGUGAAAGGCACAAUAGAUUUCGAAGAAUCAUCUUCAUUCGAGCUUCGUGUGAAAGCUAAAGAUGGUGCAGGCCAGUCUGCGUCAUGUAAAGUUGUUGUAGAAGUUGAAGAUCUGAACGACAAUCCUCCACUAAUUGUUAUGAAAUCAUUACUUUCCCCGGUACCUGAGAAUAUACCUUCCGGCACCGAAAUUGGCUUAAUUUAUGUGCAAGAUAAAGACUCUAGAGCCAAUGGCAAGAUUAAGUGCUCCAUUGACCAACAUGCACCCCUACAGUUAGUUCCAUCUGUCAAAAAUCAUUUUUCUCUAGUGACAACAACCGAGUUGGAUCGUGAAGCUCAGCCAGAAUAUAAUAUUACUCUAACUGCAACAGAUGAUGGCUCUCCUCCACUCUUCUCGUCCAAAACUUUUUCGUUAUCAUUAGGCGAUGUAAAUGAUAACUCCCCUGUAUUCGAGAAACAAUAUUACCAUGCCAACAUACUCGAAAACAACAAACCCGGUUCAUCCUUGUGUUCUGUGCUGGCUAAAGACCCGGACUGGAGACAAAAUGGCACCGUGUUUUAUUCUCUGGUACCUGGCGAGGUCAAUAGCCACUCAGUCUCUUCUUUUAUCUCUAUCAAUGGUGACACUGGUGUUAUUCAUGCAGUAAGACCAUUCGACUACGAGCAGUUUAAGAGCUUUAAAGUUACUGUCGUAGCAAGAGACAACGGGUCCCCUGCACUUAGCAGCAACGUCACCGUGAACAUCUUCAUUACAGACGACAAUGACAACUCCCCACAAAUACUAUACCCAACCCUCGAAAGAAACUCUCUCAUGACUGAACUGGUACCAAAAGCUGCCCAAGCAGGCUCGCUGGUGUCUAAAGUAAUAGCGGUCGACGCUGACUCUGGGCAAAAUGCGUGGCUGUCAUUCAGCAUUGUCAAAUCGACUGACCCUGGACUGUUUGUUAUUGGUGAGCACAGCGGCGAGAUUAGGACGCAGAGGGACAUCUCUGUCACUGAUGGCAUGAAACAAAACCUUGUUGUGUCUGUGAGAGACAAUGGACAACCACCUCUUUCUGCUACAUGUGCUGUUUAUUUAGUCAUAUCAGAUAACUUGGCCGAAGUUCCAGAGUUUAAAGACAUGUCUUUAGAGGGAAAUUACACCAAACUCACUUUUUACUUGAUUAUAGCUUUAGUGUCAGUGAGCACCUUCUUCCUCACCUUCAUCAUCAUCACUCUGGCUAUGAGAUUCUGUAACAGAAGAAAACCAAGGCUGUUAUUUGACGGGCCUGUAGCCAUUCCAAGUACCUAUCUUCCUCCAAAUUACGCAGACGUGGACGGCACCGGAACUCUGCGCAGCUGUUACAGUUAUGACGCUUAUCUCACCACGGGAUCUCGCACCAGUGACUUUAAAUUUGUCAACUCUUACAAUGAAGGAACACUACCUGCUGACUUGACAUUGAACGAGUCUCCACCUGCCUUUAACCACCACAAUACACCUGGAAAUGUAGCUGAACUUUCUUCUCCGGUAAGCUAAAUAAAUAAUUAUUUUCUUAUCACAUGUGCGUUUACUAUCUGUUUCUUUUGCCAUAUUUUGUUGCAU
Messenger RNA from Alosa alosa (allis shad), 2624 nucleotides. Its product is annotated as protocadherin beta-16-like. Gene Ontology annotation, cellular component: plasma membrane. Bases 138 to 2558 code for a protein of 806 amino acids. Gene Ontology annotation, biological process: homophilic cell-cell adhesion. The transcript has a single exon. Gene Ontology annotation, molecular function: calcium ion binding. Lineage: Eukaryota; Metazoa; Chordata; Actinopteri; Clupeiformes; Clupeidae. The record is from RefSeq and is a predicted model, not a curated record.